Messenger RNA from Ilex paraguariensis (yerba mate), 3559 nucleotides. NCBI's taxonomy places the organism in Eukaryota, Viridiplantae, Streptophyta, Magnoliopsida, Aquifoliales, Aquifoliaceae. The record is from the annotation of a GenBank genome assembly.
UACAAACCCAUUUUUAGCCUAAAAUCAAUCUUCCUCCUCUUCUUCAUUUAGAGAGAGAGAGAAGGAAAAGCACAGAGAGAAAAGGGGCGGCUUAGCUUCUUCCUUCAAUUUCAAGACUCUUUCUUUGAAGAUGUUUGAUUCUUUAAACCCAUACAUCCUUGUAGUUUCUCAGAUUCCCUCAACUUUUCCUUCCUUUCCAGGAAAAUCCAUUACCCUCCAACCCCUUAAAUUCCUUUCUUUCUUCAAGUCCUUCUAAACUCACUGCCCAUGAAAAUUUUCCAGGAAAAUAUGGUACCAUUCCUUCUUCUAACUCUCUUCUCUCUUGUGGGUACCUCUGUUUCAUACUCUCUUGCUAGUGAUUUUCAUGCCUUGGUCACCCUCAAACAAGGUUUCGAGUUCUCCGAACCAGCCCUGAGCUCUUGGAAUUUGUCAAAUCCAAGCUCAGUUUGUUCAUGGGUUGGAGUAAAAUGCUUCCAAGGAAGACUAAUUUCCCUCAAUGUAUCAAACAUGAACCUCUAUGGCACUGUUUCCCCUGUUCUUUCAAGCCUUGAUAGGCUAAUAGAGCUCUAUCUUGAUGGAAACAACUUCACUGGCGAAAUCAAUAUCGCGAAAAUGAGCAAUCUUCGAUCUCUUAACAUAUCACACAAUCAGUUCAGUGGUGACCUGGAUUGGAAUUACUCUAGCCUGGCGAAUUUGGAGUUGUUUGAUGCUUAUGACAACAACUUCACUGCCUUCCUUCCUGUUGGGAUUGUGAGUUUGGAGAAACUCAAGUACUUAGACUUGGGAGGAAACUAUUUCUUUGGCAAAAUUCCUCGAAACUAUGGCCAUUUGGUUGGCCUGGAGUACUUUUCAGUCGCAGGAAACGAUAUCCACGGGCGAAUUCCCGGUGAGUUGGGCAAUAUGACAAACUUGAGAGAGAUCUACUUGGGUUACUACAACAUCUUUGAAGGUGGUAUUCCUAGAGAGUUUGGAAAAUUGGGAAAUCUAGUUCACAUGGAUCUUUCAACUUGUGAAUUGGAUGGAUCAAUUCCUCCAGAAAUCGGGUACUUGAAGUCACUCAACACACUGUUUCUGCACAUCAAUCUGCUCUCAGGUCCAAUACCAAAGCAACUAGGCAAUCUAACAAGCUUGAUCAAUCUUGACCUUUCAGCCAAUGCCUUCACUGGUGAAAUCCCAUUUGAGCUCAUCAAUCUCAAACAGAUUAGGCUCAUGAACCUGUUCAUGAACAAACUACAUGGGUCAAUACCUGAUUUUGUUGCAGACUAUCCUGAUUUGGAAAUUCUUGGGCUAUGGAUGAACAACUUCACUGGCGUAAUCCCGGAUUCUCUAGGCAGAAAUCGGAGGCUUCAAGAGCUCGAUUUGUCGUCCAACAAGCUCACUGGUACAAUCCCUCGAGACUUAUGUGCUUCAAAACAGCUUAGAAUAUUGAUUCUGCUUAAAAAUUUUCUCUUUGGUUCAAUACCAGAGGACUUGGGCACCUGUUCAAGCCUUGUUAGAGUGAGGUUGGGGAAGAAUUACUUGAAUGGUAGCAUUCCAAAUGGGUUCAUUUACUUGCCUCAGCUAAAUUUAGUUGAGUUGCAAAACAAUUACUUGUCAGGAACUCUUGCUGAAAAUGGUGAUUUAUCGUUGAAGCCUGUUAAAUUAGGCCAACUCAAUCUAUCGAACAAUCUUCUUUCGGGUUCUUUACCAUUUUCUGUUUCGAAUUUCUCUUCCCUCCAAAUCCUUUUGCUUGGUGGAAACAAGUUAUCCGGUCCAAUCCCACGUUCUAUAGGUGAACUCCACCAGUUACUAAAGCUUGAUCUUAGUGGGAAUUCUUUUGCUGGUGAAAUCCCACCCGAAAUUGGUAACUGUGUCCUCCUCACUUCCCUGGACUUGAGUCAGAACAAUCUCUCUGGCUCAAUCCCACCCGAAAUUUCAAGCAUUCGAAUCCUGAAUUACUUGAACUUAUCAAGAAAUCAUCUCAAUGACACCAUACCCAAAUCAAUUGGUUCCAUGAAAAGCCUCACAAUUGCUGAUUUCUCCUUCAAUGAUCUGUAUGGUAAGCUACCCGAAUCGGGCCAAUUUGCUUUCUUCAAUGCCUCAUCAUUUGCAGGCAAUCCACAACUCUGUGGAUCCUUACUGAACAAUCCUUGCAAUGUCACCCUCAUCACCAAACCACCCGGAAAAUCCUCUAACAGCUUCAAGCUAAUCUUUGCCCUUGGCCUAUUACUUUGCUCUCUAGUCUUUGCAGCUGCAGCUAUAAUCAAAGCCAAGUCAUUCAAGAGAGGUGGUUCCAGUUCUUGGAAAAUGACCACAUUCCAAAAGAUCGAUUUCGCGGUUUCCAAUGUCCUGGAAUGCAUGAAAGAUGGUAAUGUGAUAGGUAGAGGUGGUGCUGGCAUUGUUUACCAUGGGAAAAUGCCAAAUGGGGUCGAAAUUGCAGUGAAGAAACUGCGUGGAUUUGGCAGUAACAGCCAUGAUCAUGGAUUUAGAGCUGAGAUUCGAACAUUGGGAAAUAUUCGACACAGAAACAUUGUCAGACUCCUGGCUUUUUGCUCAAACAAGGACACAAAUCUACUUGUUUACGAGUACAUGAGAAAUGGGAGCUUAGGAGAGUCUUUGCAUGGUAAAAAAGGUGGAUUUUUGAGUUGGAACAUGAGGUACAAAAUUGCUGUGGAUUCGGCAAAAGGAUUGUGUUAUCUUCACCAUGAUUGUUCACCAUUGAUCGUUCAUCGGGACGUGAAAUCGAACAAUAUUCUGUUGAAUUCGAGCUUUGAAGCUCAUGUUGCUGAUUUUGGGCUGGCCAAGUACUUGGUGGAUGGUGGUGCCUCAGAGUGCAUGUCAGCAAUUGCAGGGUCCUAUGGUUACAUUGCUCCUGAAUAUGCAUACACCCUGAGAGUAGAUGAGAAGAGCGAUGUAUACAGUUUUGGGGUUGUUCUCCUAGAACUCAUUACCGGGCGUCGACCAGUGGGUGAUUUUGGAGAAGGUGUGGAUAUUGUUCAAUGGAACAAAAAAGCAACCAACUGUCGAAAAGAAGACGUGAUUUGCAUUGUUGAUCCUAGACUCACCACAGUGCCCCGUGAUGAAGCAAUGCAUUUGUUCUUUAUUGCCAUGCUAUGCACCCAAGAGAAUAGUGUUGAAAGACCAACAAUGAGAGAGGUGGUUCAAAUGCUUUCCGAAUACCCUCGUUGCUCUCCCGAAAACCAAUCCUCGUCUUCUUCUAUCGUUUAUCCACACAAGAAAAACCUCGAGAAAGAAAAGAGUUUCACAAAGCUUUGACGAGAUCCGUCGUUUUUUUUUAUAUAAAAGUCGAAAUUUAGGAUUUUUUUUUUUUCCUUUAAUGGUUUCUUUACAUGGAUUGAUUAUGGUGUUGCACAAAGUUCAUUGAUCUUUCUUCUUUGUUCUUAUUUAAGACAUAGAGAUUUCGUGGCCAAAUAGAAGUAGGAAUAACUAAUGGAUGCACUUGAUUUCGAGGAGUGCCCCUUAAGUAUAGGGCUUGUAAGCUUUAACUUGUUCAUGCACGAUUUUUGUGUUAUAGUGUAUACAAGUUGUAUUUUCUUUCCUUUAGUGUAUUUGAUUGCUU